Molecule: messenger RNA, 539 nt
Organism: Cylas formicarius (sweet potato weevil)
Lineage: Eukaryota; Metazoa; Arthropoda; Insecta; Coleoptera; Brentidae
Exons: 2
Coding region: 20-427 (135 amino acids)
Source: RefSeq, a predicted model, not a curated record
GAGCACCCUGAACUGAACUAUGCAAUCCACCAAAAUGGUUAAAGUAAUGUUUGUAGUUGCUUUGAUUGCGAUCGCCUUCUGUUCAGCGUCCUCCCUGAACUUGGAAUCGGUGGCGACAGUUGACCACAGAAACGCUUCACUUCACGACACUUGGACCGGUGGCUCCGGAGUUUGCACAAAUGUAGACAGAAGAGAUUUGGUCUACUAUAAUCACGCCAAUCUCCUAGCGAUCUCGUUGGGUAGUACGAUCACAAGCACGUAUUCAUGGUCCGGAUCGAGAACUAUUUACUGUAUUGAAGUGGUGACCAAUUUCGGUACAACUGCUCAAAUAUCGUCGGGGGGUGUCGGUUUCGACUCGACUUCCCUCAGCAUCCAAUCAGAAGCUGGAAGAGACCUUGAAGCCAUAAUUUACAUUUAUGGCGACUAAAUACGAAACCAGUUUUGUACAUUUCGUUUGUCAUUUGUUUUUUGUUUUACUGAAUAAAUAAGUAAUCUUAUGUUUUUUUUUGUAAAUCAAAUUACACAAAAUCCUAAUAAAC